Messenger RNA from Rhagoletis pomonella (apple maggot), 1715 nucleotides. RefSeq lists its product as uncharacterized. Gene Ontology annotation, cellular component: nucleus. The transcript has 3 exons. The coding region runs from base 399 to 1157 and encodes 252 amino acids. NCBI's taxonomy places the organism in Eukaryota, Metazoa, Arthropoda, Insecta, Diptera, Tephritidae. Gene Ontology annotation, molecular function: zinc ion binding. The record is from RefSeq and is a predicted model, not a curated record.
UAUCCAGCUCUUAAGAAAAUGCACAAGAAAAUGUUCGUGUUCUUUCUUCUGCUUGAAAUAGUAGUAGGCCAGUAAUUUUGACGUUUGAUAAUGCACCGUGAAUAGUAAACAAUGGCAGAAGAAGAGCGGUAAAAAGUAAACAAAAGAAACAAUCUUUUGCCUAUGACCAAUUUGAGAUAGUUUUCACUGAUAUCGGAACAUCACUAUAUCUACCGAAGAAAUCUAUUUGUCGGACAGUCGACUUUUAAAAGCAUUAAAAUUGUACCAUUUUUUAUAUCGAAAUAUUUUCGACAUCCCUAUUUUCAAAUUGUUCUGUCUUAUAUAAUCACACAUUCUACAAAACUAUUUUUUACCGACUAAGACUUGAAUUAUCAAUACGGCAGUGGUGAAAAGUUCAGAUGGAUUUAUCAAAUAUAUGCCGUGCCUGUUUGUCGCCGGAAGAUCGGGUGCAUCUGCUAGAUUGGCAUCAGCAUGUUGACUCUUUGGAUAUAUCAUACAAAGAGUGUUUUUGUAAAUGUACACAAAUUAAUUUAAGUUUGAAAGAUGAUCCAAAUGAACUCGAUGAUGCCCGGAUGCAAUAUCUAUGCCUUGAUUGUGCCCAAAAACUUAAAGACGUUUAUGAUUUUAUUGAAAAGGCGAGAAGGGCUGAUAAUGAAUUACGUUGCACACAAACGGAAAAAGUGAAGAUAGAAAGUAUAGCCAACACUUUUGAAUGGGUUCCAGUACAUGAAGAGCUAAUGGAAGUAACUAAGAUGCCAGAUACUGUAGAUAUGGAUCACGUAGAGGAUAUAAAGGUAUCACCAGAAUGGAAUGAACAUUUUAUGGAUGAUGAUGAAACAUCUCCAUCAAAUGAUAUCGAACACGAAAUAAAUAUUGAUAAAAAACUUAGUACUGACACUACAACAACAACAAAGUUUCUAGUUGAAUCGGAUAAGGAUAUGCAGAGCGGCAAUAACUUAAAUGAAGCUGGGCUGGUCUUAUCGAAAAAAAGUAAACAACUCAAUCUUGCACAUACAAGACCUAAAAACGUAAAGAAAACAAACAAAGUAAAAUCCGAGGUGAAAACAAAAAAGAAAGUCAAGGACAUGUCUGAGCCGGUGAAGUGUGAAGAAUGUGGGAAAAUAAUGAAGAGAAGCUCAUUUUUUUUUUUUUUGUGAUUUGAGUGUGAUGGCAGAGCGGUCAGCUCGCAAACGCCAGGUUAUUCCACUAGUUGGUGAAUACUUGUGUCCACCAGUCCUUGUUAGUUGAGCAGCUUAUUCCAGGUGCAGCUUUUGUUGAGCGAUGUAAUUGUCAAUCGGUGCCGUAAAUGAAACCCGUGUUGCCAACUCAGAUGUGAUAAACGCGUUCGUUUAGAAUGACGAGAUAGUUUUGUAGAUGUGUGUUUGUUUUAAAACGAAAGGUCUGUAUGACCCUAGACCGAGAUAGCGUAGAGAAGGCUGGACCGUGAAGUCGCGAGCAUUAGAGUAGGCAAAGCCUAUCAUCAAUGUAUGAUAGAAUUAAAGUUACUUAAAAAUUCAAUUGUGCUUCUUCUAUAAACUCAAUAAGUUGAAGUAUUCUGUCAAAAUUCAUACCUUGAAAAAUUUGUGAAAAAUCAUUCGAAUCUUUAAUUGCCGGAUAUUUGUCCCUGAUGUUUUUGAGAUUCUCACAGUGCAACGUGAGAUGUUCAUAGCUACUGGUGAGACCACAGCUACAUCUGUCUGAGCGAACGAUUUUUA